GGACAAAGCAAUUUUGACAAUGAACAUUCUUCUUAAAGUCAAGCCAUUCACCUACCAUUUCGCACCAAGAGUUUGUUGCAGAUUUUUCAGCAAGGACAAGACUUUUUUUGCACCUCAAAACUUCACAGACUAUGAGGAUAUUAAACAGAUUUAUAAACCUGAGGUGCCAGAAUAUUUUAACUUUGCAAGUGAUGUCUUAGAUAAGUGGACUGCUGCUGAAAAGGAUGGCACUAAGAAGCCCAACCCUGCUCUGUGGUGGAUAGACGGUCAUGGAAAAGAGGUCAAGUGGAGCUUUGAAGAGCUGGGCUUCCACUCUAGAAAAGUGGCUAGCAUUCUUUCUGAUGCCUGUAACCUGAAAGCAGGAGACAGAGUUAUUGUCAUUUUGCCCCGGUUACCAGAAUGGUGGCUGCUCAAUGUUGCAUGUUUAAGAGCAGGUCUCAUUUUAAUUCCUGGAACAACGCAGCUCACAGCAAAAGACAUUCUACACAGACUACAAUCAUCAGAGGCAAAGUGCAUCGUAGCUCAUGAUGCCUUGGUACCAGUUAUAGACAGUGUUUCAGCACAAGCACCAUGUUUGAAAAACAAAAUGGUGGUUUCAGGAUGUCCAAGGGAGGGAUGGCUGAGUUUCCAAGCACUCUUCCAGGCAGCUAAUGACAAACAAACCUGUGUAAGGACAAGGAGCACUGACCCAAUGACUAUCUAUUUCACUAGUGGAACAACAGGUUCUCCAAAAAUGACGGAACAUAGUCACUGCAGCUACCCUAUUGGGUUAACCGUUAAUGCCAGGUAUUGGCUGGACUUGUUGCCUUCAGAUGUGUUUUGGAAUGCAUCAGAUACAGGCUGGGCAAAGUCAGCUUGGAGUAGUGUAUUUUCUCCUUGGAUUCAAGGUUCAUGUGUAUUUGCCCACAGCAUGGCAAGAUUCGAAGGAGCUGUCAUCCUGGAAACACUUGCCAAGUACCCUGUCACAACAUUCUGCUCAGCGCCAACUCUUUAUCGUAUGAUGGUGCUGCAUAACCUUUCUAGUUAUAAGUUCAAGAGCCUCAAACACUGUGUAAGUGCUGGAGAGCCCAUCAACCCCCAAGUAAUGGAGCGUUGGAAAGCCAGCACUGGACUUGACAUCUAUGAAGGCUAUGGCCAAACUGAAACUGUGCUUGUAUGUGGAACAUUCAAAGGAAUGAAAAUAAAACCGGGAUCUAUGGGGAAGCCUUCACCAGCUUAUGAAGUUCAGAUUGUUGAUGGUGGUGGCAAUAUUCUUCCCUUAAAUCAAGAAGGCGAUAUUGGAAUUCGGAUAUCACCCCAAAAACCCUUUUGUCUCUUUUCGCAAUACACGGGUGACCCUGAAAAAACCGAUUCAACGCGAAGGGGAGACUUUUACCUUACUGGAGACAGAGGCAUUAAAGAUGAAGAUGGAUAUUUCUGGUUUGUUGGGCGAUCUGAUGAUGUUAUCUUGUCCUCUGGGUAUCGUAUUGGGCCAUUCGAAAUAGAAAGCGCUUUGAUAGAACACCCUGCUGUUGCUGAAUCCGCAGUGGUCAGCAGCCCAGACCCAAUCAGAGGAGAGGUUGUGAAGGCCUUUGUUGUCCUUUCACCAACAUACAGUGGUCAGGACGCAGACAAACUGACAUCAGAAUUACAGGAACAUGUCAAGAAAGCGACGGCCCCCUACAAGUAUCCAAGAAAGAUUGAAUUUGUUCAACAACUGCCAAAAACAGUCAGUGGGAAGAUCCGCAGAAAUGAGCUGAGAAACAAAGAAUGGGGAAAAGCCUAAGAACGGAUAAUCACAUUU
Nanorana parkeri is the source of this 1783-nucleotide messenger RNA. It is a transcript of the gene ACSM3, whose product is annotated as acyl-CoA synthetase medium-chain family member 3. The record is from RefSeq and is a predicted model, not a curated record. The transcript is spliced from 13 exons. Gene Ontology annotation, cellular component: mitochondrial matrix. Gene Ontology annotation, biological process: fatty acid biosynthetic process; acyl-CoA metabolic process. The coding region runs from base 20 to 1765 and encodes 581 amino acids. Gene Ontology annotation, molecular function: fatty acid ligase activity; fatty-acyl-CoA synthase activity. NCBI's taxonomy places the organism in Eukaryota, Metazoa, Chordata, Amphibia, Anura, Dicroglossidae.